This is a messenger RNA of Bubalus bubalis (water buffalo), 883 nucleotides long. RefSeq names its product protein phosphatase 1 regulatory inhibitor subunit 1C (gene PPP1R1C). Bases 511 to 840 code for a protein of 109 amino acids. NCBI's taxonomy places the organism in Eukaryota, Metazoa, Chordata, Mammalia, Artiodactyla, Bovidae. Gene Ontology annotation, cellular component: cytoplasm. Gene Ontology annotation, biological process: intracellular signal transduction. The transcript is spliced from 5 exons. The record is from RefSeq and is a predicted model, not a curated record. Gene Ontology annotation, molecular function: protein phosphatase inhibitor activity.
UCUAUACCCAAACCCUGCCCCCAACUCUAAAAACUUCCUGCUUUAUGUUCAUCAAUAAUGAAUGGCCCAUCCCUGCAAUACUCAGAGGGAGCUUACAAUGCACUUUUGAGCAGCCGCUUAGUAAUGUACAGUGGAUAGAGCCUUUCUUUCAAAUCCCAGGGCAGCAGGUCCUUCAAGGCUAGCAUUGCAUUUUUCAAUUAGCUGCUGAGUGAAUGCUUGGCAUGUGUAUAUUAGUGAAGAGCCACACAAUUAGCUUGUUCCUUUCUGUAUUGUGCUGAGAGGAUCUAAGGGAUUGGUGGGGAACAGGCAAGCCAGGCAUCACUGUGGAUGUUGAAGAAGAGAGUUAUUCAGACCUCGGCAUCUUCACUUGCUCGCUCUGGAAUUACAGCUAUUUAUUACAAAGCACUCUGUGUGGCUGGGUGGAGUGCUCCUGAGGAAACACAUCCCAAACACCACCUGGGGUUCGUCUUCCUGAGUCCUUCACAUCUCUGACUAAUUCUCAUCAUUAUUAUGGAGCCAAACAGUCCCAAAAAGAUACAAUUUGCUGUGCCUUUAUUCCAGAGUCAGAUUGCACCCGAAGCAGCUGAGCAGAUCAGGAAAAGAAGACCUACACCAGCAUCACUUGUGAUUCUCAAUGAACAUAACCCUCCAGAAAUAGAUGACAAGAGGGUGACUAACACACAAGCAGAAGCACAGAAUGCAACCCCUAAGCAAAGGAAGCAGAGCGUGUACACAGCACCCACCAUGAAAGGGGUUAAGCAUAUGAAAGGCCAGAAUGAAUCAGCAUUCCCUGAAGAGGAAGAAGGCGUGAACGAGAGAGUGCAGCAAUGGGACCAUUAAUUACGGGUCUGCAAUAAGAAGGCUUCUUGGGAAUAACUGAACU